AAACAAACGCAAAGAAACCUCUGAGCUGCUCUCAGCCCAAUUAAGGCGGACUUUACGUGUACACCCAACAAGAGCCCCGGCGGUACGGCAACAGCACCACAAGAUUUGGCAUAAAAAAAAAAAAAAAAAAAAAAGAGGAAAGAAAAAAAAAAAAGGGAGAGAGGGAGAGAUCUCUUUCUUUUUUCUCCCAGCCUCAGAAACAUGUCGAUGAGUCCCAAGCACACUACUCCCUUCUCUGUGUCUGAUAUCUUGAGUCCUCUGGAGGAAAGCUACAAGAAGGUGGCUAUGGAGGGCACUGGCUUAGGGGCACCCCUGGCUGCAUACAGGCAAUCUCAGGUGUCUCAACCUACCAUGCAGCAACAUGCCAUGGGCCAUAAUGCUGCCUACCACAUGACAGCUGCAGGGGUUCCCCAGCUGUCCCACACCACAAUGGGGGGCUACUGCAACGGCAACCUGGGCAACUUGGGCAAUAUGAGCGAGCUGCCACCCUAUCAGGAGACCAUGAGGAAUAGUUCAGCGACUGGAUGGUAUGGAAGCAACCCGGAUCCAAGAUUUUCUACAAUCUCACGUUUCAUGGGUCCCUCCAAUGGAAUGAAUAUGGGAGGUCUUGGCAAUAUGGGGUCAUUAGGAGAUGUGGGGAAGAGUAUGGCCCCACUUCAGAGCACCCCAAGAAGAAAACGUAGGGUAUUGUUCUCCCAGGCCCAGGUGUACGAACUGGAAAGGAGAUUCAAACAGCAAAAAUACCUAUCUGCUCCAGAGAGGGAACACUUGGCUAGUAUGAUCCAUCUGACUCCAACCCAGGUGAAGAUCUGGUUCCAGAACCAUCGCUACAAGAUGAAGAGACAAGCCAAGGACAAGGCAGCACAACAGCAGAUGCAACAGGACAACAGCUCGUGUCAGCAACAACAGUCUCCAAGACGGGUGGCAGUGCCAGUGUUGGUUAAGGAUGGCAAGCCAUGCCAGGCUGGAUCCAAUACCCCAACAACUGCUCUUCAGAACCAUCAGCAGCAGUCGGCCUCAGCUCUCACAGUUACCAGCAAUGGCUUGGGGCAACAUCAAAGCCACCAGACAAACAGUGCAGGCCAGUCUCCAGAUAUGGGUCAGCACUCCAGCAGCCCAUCAAGUCUUCAGAGCCAGGUCACCAACCUUUCUCACCUAAAUACUUCUAGUUCUGACUAUGGUACAGCCAUGUCCUGCUCUACCUUACUAUAUGGUAGGACAUGGUGAAUAAAACCCAGGUCCCUCUGUCCCCAGACAACCCUUUUCCUCUCUUAAAAAAAGAAAAAAAAACGAAAAAAAAAAAACUGCAGUACUUUAGGGGGGAUGGAUUUAUAAGAGGGUUUCUCUGAGCAAUCCAAAUAGAGAAGGGGAAGGAUAGAGGAGAUAGUUAUUAAUCUGGAUGGAUGGUACUCAAAAUGUCAUAUGGAAAGGAGGAUUGGACUUCAAACUACCUUCCCACGAUACCUGCUUGUACAUAGGGCUACACCGAUCCAAGAUCUGUGGGUUAAUCCAUUCACUCCGCUAUUAAACUGAAGAGCGAUAUUAUUAUUAUUACUUUUUUUUUCCUUGUGACAUUGUAACCUUCUCUCUGUUGGACUGUUUGGAAUAUUUAGUUUUUAGUAGCCUGUACGUUUGGUUGUUAAAAAAAACAAAACAAAAAAAAAAAUAUAUAAACAAAAAAGGUUUGUUUUCUUUUUUAAAUUUGAAAGUUUAGUCGCCCAAACGGAUGCGAUAACGGAUGCGAUAACGGAUGCGAUAACGGAUGCGAUAUCUUCUCUAGAUAUAGAUCGCGCCGAUCUAAUGAUGUAUAAAUGAUGCUCCUUUAAAAAAAAAUGCAGUAAUUUAUUUUCUAUUUAGUUUUUUGUUGUUUUUGUUUUUUUUUGUUCAUUUCCUCUAUACAUUUGUUUUGCUGUUAAGUGUUUGGCUUGAGAGAGAGGUGAUCAAAUUUCUAGUCUAAAAUCGGAAUAAAAUGAUGUCACUGCACCAAUAAUGGACAAAAUAGGACUUGGAAAUGCUUAAAGGCCAGUAGAAUUAUUUAUGGGGUGAUUUUUUUUUUUUUUUUUUUUUUGUUUGCUCGGCAGACCCUAAACUUAAAAGAAAAAAGAAAAAAAGAAUUGAAUAGAAAAGUCUAAAUGAAUAGGUAUAUGUCUUUGACAUAAAUGACUAUUGUAGAACUGAAUUUUUAUUUUUUUUAUUUUCCAGUCUGUCCUUUUUUUUCUAUGGUUUGUUAAACUUAUCAGUUAUAUUGUAUUUUCAUGCACAGGGAUAAUUUAUGAGACUUCACUCAACCCACUGGAUUUAUGUGACACCGAUUUAUUAUUAAACAG
Molecule: messenger RNA, 2327 nt
Organism: Hyla sarda
Lineage: Eukaryota; Metazoa; Chordata; Amphibia; Anura; Hylidae
Gene: NKX2-1
Product: NK2 homeobox 1
Exons: 2
Coding region: 202-1227 (341 amino acids)
Biological process (GO): cell differentiation; regulation of transcription by RNA polymerase II
Cellular component (GO): nucleus
Molecular function (GO): DNA-binding transcription factor activity, RNA polymerase II-specific; RNA polymerase II cis-regulatory region sequence-specific DNA binding
Source: RefSeq, a predicted model, not a curated record